AUGUCUGAGAGAAUUUCUGCACUAUACAAGAAGUCACUACUUCCGGGCGUGUCUGAAAAAAAAUGCCUAAACAAUGGUCUGCUGCUGCUCGGCACCUGCGCAGAACAACACCUUAUCCUGACAAACACGUUCUUCUGUCUGCCGGAGCGAGAGAAGGCCACCUGGAGGCAUCCUCGGUCGCGUCAGUGGCACCUGCUGGACUAUGUCCUCGUCCGAAGGCGUGACCAGCGGUACGUGCUGGUGACGAAGGCGAUCGCGGGUGCUGACGGGUGGACCGACCAUCGCCUCGUCAUCUCGAAGAUGCGUAUUCGCCUACAGCCUCGCAGGAGACCUCAAGAUAAACGACCCCCAGGUAAGCUGAAUGUUGCCUUGUUGUCCUUGCUCGCUCACCAUCUCCAUUUCAGCAAUGAGCUAGCUCAACGACUAGACAACCUCCCCCUCGCCGAUGCCGCCGCUGCCGAAAACGCCUCCGUGGAGAACCGCUGGUGUCAACUGCGAGACACGGUCCAGUCGACGGCGCUCACCGUCCUCGGUCGCGCUCCCCGCCAACACCAGAACUGGUUCGACGACAACGGCGCCGCCAUCAGAAAUCUGCUUGCUGAGAAGAACCGCCUACACAAAGCCUACGUCGAUCACCCCACUGACGACAACAAAGCUGCUUUCUACCGCAGUCGCCGCCACCUCCAGCAGCGACUGCGCGAGAUGCAGGACGCCUGGACUGCUCGCAAAGCUGAGGAGAUCCAAGGCUACGCGGACCGCAACGAAUGGAAGAACUUCUUCUCUGCGAUCAAAACUGUCUACGGUCCGCCGACAAAGGGCACUGCGCCUUUCCUCAGCGCCGACGGCAGUACUCUCCUGACUGAGAAGACGCAAAUCGUACAGCGAUGGGCCGAGCAUUUCCGAGGCGUCCUAAACCGCCCUUCCGCCAUCUCCGACGCCGCCAUCGCGCGUUUGCCGCAAGUCGAGACCAACGCGGACCUAGACCUCCCGCCAUCUCUCCAGGAAACCAUCAGGGCCGUGCAGCAGCUCUCCAGCGGGAAAGCACCCGGAUCGGACGCAAUCCCUGCUGAGGUCUACAAGCACGGAGGUCCCCAACUCAUGGAUCACCUGACUGCGCUCUUCCAGGAGAUGUGGCGUCAAGGUGAAGUCCCGCAAGAUUUCAAGGACGCAACAAUCGUGCACCUAUACAAGCGGAAAGGGAAUCGCCAAGUCUGCGACAAUCACCGUGGCAUCUCCUUGCUGAACAUCGCCGGGAAUAUCUUCGCUCGCAUCCUUCUCAACCGCCUCAAUAACCACCUGGAACAGGGCCUUCUGCCGGAAAGCCAGUGCGGCUUCCGUCGUCAUCGUGGGACCACGGAUAUGAUCUUCGCCGCCCGCCAACUUCAAGAGAAGUGUCAGGAGAUGCGGAUCCACCUGUACUCUACCUUCGUGGACCUGACGAAAGCCUUCGACACGGUGAAUCGUGAAGGACUGUGGAAGAUUAUGCAGAAAUUCGGCUGUCCAGAGCGAUUCACUCAGAUGGCGCGUCAGCUGCACGACGGUAUGAUGGCGCGAGUCACGGACAACGGAGCUAUCUCAGAGGCAUUCGCAGUGACUAACGGAGUGAAUCAGGGAUGCGUGCUGGCACCAACCCUCUUCAGUCUUAUGUUCUCUGCCAUGCUGAUGGACGCCUACCGCGACGAACGCCCCGGGAUUCGCAUCGCCUACAGGACGGACGGUCACCUGCUGAAUCAACGGCGGAUGCACUUCCAAUCACGCGUAUCCACAACAACCGUUCACGAACUCCUCUUCGCCGACGACUGCGCCCUGAACACCACCUCAGAAGAGGAGAUGCAACGGAGCAUGGACCUGUUCUCCGCCGCCUGCGAGAACUUCGGUCUGGUCAUUAACACGCAGAAGACGGUGGUGAUGCACCAACCGCCACCCAACUCAGCCACAGCCCCAACGCGUCGCCGCAAAUCAGCGUGA
Molecule: messenger RNA, 1968 nt
Organism: Spirometra erinaceieuropaei
Lineage: Eukaryota; Metazoa; Platyhelminthes; Cestoda; Diphyllobothriidea; Diphyllobothriidae
Source: the annotation of a GenBank genome assembly